CAAUGUAGGGUCUUAUCAUGCUUUUUGAUUUUUGCCAAUCUGAUGCGUGAGAUUGUUGUAUAUCAUUCCGGCCUCAUUUCGUAUUUAUUUCUCAUGAGUAAGGUCGAACACCUGUUCCAAAUGCUUGAAAACUGUUUCUGUUUUAUGUUGGUGACCUGUAUUUCAAAUCAUUUGCCCUUUUCUGUUUCCCUUGUGGAUUAUUAGUCCCUUAUCUGGCCCCUUCCAGCAUGGCCUGUCUGCGUUAUAUGGACACUUGACACUGGGAUCAGAUAACCGAACCUGCCUGGCUAGCUUGAGAUUGAGCCACACGCUCCUUAUUGUCAGAGUGAAAACCUAGGUGCAAGAGGAAAGGAGGUGAGUCUUGACAACAAACUACAGAUCACCGUUGCUCUUUGGCAAGUGCAUUGUAGGGAAUGUUCCUCAGAUAGGUUAAUGCAGAUAGAAUUGAGACCUGUUGGACCCUGGAGUCCAUUAGCUCAGGGAUAUCUUUUGUAUGGUCUCAUUUUUAUCCCUUACUGAUUUGAGGACAUACGAGGAAAUUUGGCUGUUUGCUACAGCCAAGUGGAUUUGAAGCCCCUCUAUGGGAGUUUUCUAAGCAAUGACCCUACUGGGUCAUCUGCUAGUCCAGGCCUCCCAACUUCAGCAAUUUAACACAACCAAUGGGCAUCUUCACCUCCGUGACUAAUGUGGGUGCUCCUGAUGGGCAGACCCUCAAGUUUCCUGUCAGGGAUGCAGGCUUCUUUUGUCUGUGUCUCUCCCUUAUUCAGUCCCCAGAGCCCUCCACUGGGUUCUGGGUCCUCAGCCAGCAGAGGGGAAACGAGACAAGAGGAUUAUUUAUGGUAGGGUUUCAUGGGUCAGAUGCUUCACUGGCCAGAACUCAGUCUGAGGCUAGGUGUUGGGGACCAGAGCGUGUCCCGGGUGGUCUGUCCUGACCCCAGUGCUUGAAGUGCUUGUUCUUUUAGUGUGGGACUUGUAAGUUCUCAAAGAACUUACUGCUUUUCUAAAGUGUGCUCUCUUUGCAUCCAUUGAGAGCUCUGUGAAGGACAUAAGGUAAAUGUUUUUAACUCCUAUUUGGAGUCAAGGAGGCGGCAGCCCAGGGAGGUGAGGUCCCACACAGGUGAGGCACUUAGAUGUGGUCACAGGUGCAGGCAGAGCAGGUGCAGGAACGAAGCUCUCACCUGGCUGUCCUUUCCAAAUGACUCAAGAGCAGUCACCCACUCUGGGCAAGCCCGGCAAGCCCACCCCUGCCCACUGUCUGGCACGGAGACUGUAGGGGCUGGCCACAGUGUGUCCUCUACCCUUGUGUGUGAUGACCAGGAAGGUGUCUCUUGCCUUUUGUAAAUAGCAGCCAAGUGACAAAGGGUGACAGUACUGCUACUAGUAGGAACACCUCGUAGACUUGGCAAAGUCUCCUUCGUAGGACAGAAUCACCGUAAAACUAGCCCCUUUAGUGGUACUGUCCCUCACCUUGACUUUGACCAUCACCUUUUCCAUAUAAUUUGCAUGGUACACUGCCAUUGAAAUUGAGGCUCUCUGCUUCACACUUCCACUCCUUUUAUUUAAUUAUUUUAAAACAUCUGAUGCUGCAGUGAGAUCAACAUGCGAGCUGUGAAAUCUCAUCUGUUCUAUUUUGAGCAGCAGGGAAACAAAUGUGGGAUACUGUUGACUCCCCUCUGGGUAAGGAAUGUGCCUCCAAGAGCCCAUUGAAUGGACGGAACCAAGACCGCUCUGGGCACACUUUGGAUGCCUCCUCUUUCAGGGUGGACACCUGGGUUUCUUGCAGUGCAGAUUCGUUGAACUAACCUACAGAGAUAGAAUAUUAGGUGGUUGUGUGGAUUGUCAUGGUAGCAAAGAAGCACCAGGCACCAGAAUGAAGACGAGGCAUCAAAAGUCACUCCUAACUGAAUGGUUGCUGAAUGUGGUUUUCUUAUCUGUGCAAAAGAUAACAAUUCUUAGAAGGCUCACACAAAAUAAUGUGUAUAAAGAAGUGCUUUGUAAAUGAAAAGCCCUCUGCAAUGUACUUAAUGUAUUAAUAGUAACAAUUGUCAUUUGCAUCCUGGUGAUUCACUCGAAAUAGGAGACCAUUGCUGCUACCAUCACUACCCCACAUUGUACAUCAAAGCUGCAAUUAUCAUGUGUAAUUUCACUUGAUACUAAAUGAUCAUGGAAUGUUAGGACUGGAAAGAGUCUUGGGGCUUAAUUAAUCCAACCAUGUUACUUUGUAGAGGUGAAACUGAGACCUGGAGGGGGGAGAUUUGUCUGAGAUUUCUAGACCCAGGGUGUCAGUUCUGCAAAGUGGGCUGUCUGUUUUUUGGGUUAUGCUGUCCUGUCCUUCUGAAGAGUCUAAACACUGAGAGCUUUGGGUGGGACAUUUAUCCCUAGUCAUUAGGUGGAGUUGUAACUCUGACUCACAUCUGCUUGCUCACACUGACCCCCACUCUGGCCUUCACUGCUCAAAACUCUGGGAAAACUUGGACAGGUCUUGGGGUGAUGCUCAGAGCAAUGGGUACAGGGUCCAAUAGAGAAGUUAAUGGGAGAUGAAGUGGUUUGCUGGCAAGAAAAGGAGAUCAGGGCAGUUGCAAAGCAGGGCGCAGACUGCCCAUGCCCUGGUCAUUGUCGGAUCCUACCCCCUGUGCAUUCUCUGACUGUCCUCUCAGGGGGUGCCAGACUCCAGAGACCACCCACCCACCUCAGCGAGAAGACUGAGGGUGCCUGGCAAUGCUUUACAGAGGGCAGUCUUAAUCUAGAUGGAAGCCAGGGUUGAAGUCCUGGCAAGACUGAGUUUAGCGUCAUAUUUAUUGCAAACCCUCUGACGGGCCCUUUUACACCUCGAGGCCUUGCUCACAUGUCACCUGCUACAUGGGGCCUAUGGGAAUUCCUUAUUUGAACUUGAGUCUUGAAUACCCCAUGCCCCCCAACACACACACACACACACACACACAUACACGUGCGCACACACACACACACACGUACAUUGACCUAUGUUUCUGGAUAGGAUUCCAGAAAUUAUUAUAGAGGUUUCUUCCUUACUUUUGGCCCAGCUUCCCCUACCAUUCAUGUCUUCUCUAACCAUAGAGUGGGGCUGGAACCCCAGAAGUGAAUGGUGGGAUAACACUGUUCAUGAAACCAUGACCUUUCAAUGUUACACGUGGCUCCUAAUAUUCUCUUUCUUUUCCAGGAUCCAGCUCAGAUCCACACUGCAUUAGCCCAUCAUGGGUCUCCUUCAUCUGUGACAAGACUUUGUCUUUCAUGACUGACAUUCGCGAGGAGCACUGUUUAGUUGUUUUUGUAGAAUAUCCUCAAAUUUGUGUUUGUCUGUUGUUUUCUUAUAGCUUAUACAGACUGAUUUUAUUUAGUGCUUACUGAGUGUUUCCUGGAACUGCAUCACUGGCUCCCUCAGAGCAAGCAUACUCAUCUGUCUGGUUUACUCCAACCCCUUCUAGGAGACUGCCUGGCACACAAGCUCAGUCAGUUUUUGCCAAGUGUACAGAUGCAUGAGAGAUCCUGACCUGACCUGACCUGAAGUGAGAGACGCACAGAGCAGCAGGGCACUGCUGUUGCCUGGGUGGGGUCCGGUUGGGUGUGCCCUGAAGCCCCUCCCCACACUCAGACUCUGUAUAACCCAUUGGAAUGUGAUGCAUCAGCUCCAGUUCAUGAAAUUCCACAGGUAUUAGCUUUCCAUGGAAAGCCCAGGGUGCUGGACUAGGUGGGGGUUUUGCUGGGCACCUGGGAUGCAAGCACUGAAAAUGAAUUUACAUUCCCUGUGGAUCAAGGGCCCAGGGAAAGGCCCAGGGAGAGCCAGUGGCUGUGCUGUGAGAGUGUUCUAGAAUUUGGAGCCUAGAUCGGCAGCUCCCAAACUCCAGCCUGCUUCAGAGUCACCUAGUAGACUUUGUUUAAACACAGAUUGUUGGGUCUCAUAGCAGUUUCCAUUCACCUGGUCUGGGAUGGGACCCAAGAGCUGGCAUUUUGAGCUGCUUUCCAGUUGGUACUGAUGCUGCUAAUCUUGUGACCCCACUUUGAGAACCACUGCUCUAUACGUUCAGUGGAGAAACAGGUUGCUGGUAAUUUGCAAGAGCCAGGAAGGCUUCAUGGAGGAGGAGGCUAGGUUUGAAUGGGUAGGAUUUACACAACUGGGGGUGGGUCUUGAAUCAUGCAUAGCUGUCUUUCUGGUGUUACAUGCAGUCUCUGCUUUUGUCAUCUUGACCUAUGAUCUCACUGCGGCCAUGUCCAGCCACCAUGGUACCAUGAGCAGUCUUGGCUGAGAGAAUCUGAGCCCCUUAAAGAGGAGGCUGACUAACUCUUUGAUGGGAGUUGACCUUGGCUGGCUAGGUCGAAGUCACUCUGAGGCCUGGACGAGUCUUGCAUUGUACAGGCUGUCUAAACGUGUUUAUUUGCCUGGGCCUCGCUUGCCGAAUGCUGGCAUUGUUUGAGGUGUCGCUGUUGGGCUUCGUGGCUCUAUUUCUGUUUUCCCGUCUGGCACCAGCUCAGUGGGGGCAGAUGAGGUGUGUGGCCACCCUUGCUUUCUUCCUGGCUCCAUGUUCUUCUUGAGGCCAGUACUUGGGUAAAGAAGCACAUUUGAGUUUCAUAGAGUUAUCUGCCAUGGAAGCAGAUGGGGCUCUUUCCGGAGAGUGAAAUUUUGUGGAGGAAGAAAAUGUUUAGGAAGGUAAAGAAUGAAAUGUUUGGACUUAGCAUGACUACUGGUGGUAGAAAUGUUUACGUGUGUGUAUGUAUGUCUGUGUGUGUUUAAGCUUCCAAAAUCAUUUAGGAAUUUUUACUCCUUUAAGUGAUACUAAAAAAUCAGAUACGAGGGGAAGCACCAGGAAGCUUAGGAGAAGCCGCGUUGUUUGCACAGUUGGAAGACUCUGGGCAGGAAGGCAGCAUGGUGUCCAAACCCUAGUUUUGGAACAAGAGGAAUACUGGUGUGCCUCUGGUUCUGCCCUGACAUUUUAACUGAGACCUAGAAAAACUAAGUGACUUGCUCGCUCACAUGUCACCUCAACUAUUCCUGGCCAAGCCACAUUGCUCUUUCUUUCCUUUGUGCUUCAAAAUUGUUUGUUUAUAAUGUACCUUUCUGAUUUUAUUAAGAAUGGGUUUGUUUUAACCAUUAGAUCAGGGAUCAGCAAAUUAUAACUGCAGGUCUAGUCUGGCCCUCUGACUGGUUUUGUAAAUAAAGUUUUAUUGGAACACAGCCAUACCCAUUUGUUGAUGUAUUGUCCAAGGCUGUCUUUGCAGGUUGAGUUGGUGCUGUAAAGAGAGAGUGGCCUGCACAGCUUAAGAUUUUGACUGUCUGGACCUUUUUGUCAACUCUUGCACUAGAUGGAGAGCUUCUUGAGGGCCAAAAUGAGUUUCUUUUUCUUAUCUUCUGUUUCUUGCUCAUAACAGAUGCUCAGUAAAUAUAUUAGUUGGAAAUGCAGUGGUUUGAUGUGUUUUGUCUGUCAGAUUGAGUGUGCAGGGCUGCAGCCUGUUCUCCAGGUUUUUAUUCAUGGUUGGACCACUCUGUGCCCCAGUUUUGUCUCUUUAGAAAGCAGAUAAUAUUGUUUGCCUUGCUCAGUUCAUCGAUCUGUGGUGAGGAUAGAACAGGAUAUUAAAAUAUCUCACUAGAACUGUGGUUUCAGCUUUGGGUCUUCCUGACGAAUUUCACCCAGCUUAUCGCUGGGUUAGACACUCUCUUGCUUCCUUGCCAUCAGCUUUUCAGUGGCUGCCUUUUGCCUCUAGGCUAAAGUACCCACCAUCUGUCAUACAUUACCUUUCUUACCUCAACCUGGGCCUGUCUUGAUCUUUCAUUCCUCCAUUGCAAUCCAGAAUCUUCUGCAUUAUUCCCUUACUUAUCUAUUGCACCUUUGCCUAGGACUCCACCCCACCAUCCCUCUUUCUGCUUCUCUGGUGUCUGUCCCUUGCAUGCUCCUCUUAUGUCUGACCUUGCUGGAGUUCUUUGACAUUGGCCAACAUGAGUGACUAUCUCAUGUUUUUUUCUUGUAAUUUUUAAAUCCUUACGGGUGCUUGUUAAAAAUGAGACUUCAGAUUUAUGGGAAUGGAGUCCCCAUUGGUGAGAUCCAGGCCUCUUUGUUUUGUUUUUUAACAAGCUCCUAGUAUGGUUGUGAUCGAAGUUGGAGGAACACUAAGUUAAUGUAGAGUGCUUUGUAGUGGUAUUCAUCUUUUUUAUGGGACUCUUCAAAUAAACGAGACACAUCUUGAGGGCAGAUCCGGGUCUCUCCCUCUCCUCCCCACCACCACCCCAGAGUAGCACAUAUAUGUGGAGAUAGGGUUGUGAGAUGAUUUGUCAGUGAGAUUAUCUCUUGCAUCAGCCUGACAUCUGGAGGUGCUCAAUAAAUAUUUGCUUGUUGAUUGAUACAAGAUGAUAAAAGGGCUCUGGAAAGCAAGGCAGCCCUGCCAAGUAGGGAAUUAUUGUCAGGAGCAGGAACACCUUGUGCUUUUUAUGGGUUCUGCUAAAGUCCUUAAGCUCUGGACUCUAGGCAGCCCAGAUAGAGAAAGUCGCCCACCCCUGAGAAACAGUCACCAGACGGAAUCCCGUGUGCUUCUCUAGCCCUGUUCUCUCUCCAUCUCCCCAGUCUUCUGCCAAAAGGAUCCUCCCUCUGCUUGGGCUUAUCACAAUAAUGCAAAGCCAUAGAAGUGCAUGUUGAUGGGUGAAGUUUGUUUGAACACUUAAGAUUGUAGAAGAGGGUUUAGCUUGUGUAAUGAGUUUUGCUUUCCCAUUAAAAAUACUCGAAGAGAAGUGCAAAUGUUUCAUCUCUGCCCAGUGGGUUAUGCUGCCUGUUUAUACAAGCCUGUACCCUGCAGCCUCAGAAAAGACUUCUUGAUUUCUUCAGGGCAUGACUGUACAACCUUGGUGUUGAGUCUCCAAGCAGACACAGUAAUGAGGCCUCAUGUCUCCUUUCCAGUUACGCAACAGCAAAGUUAUAUUUCAGAAAAAAUAAUUUCAAAUGGUGUUCUGUUUAGAACAUGAAGAUGCUGUCAUUUUAUUGCGCAGAGACCACCCAUCAAGGUUGUAAACCUGGGUCCCAGUCAGGGCUCUCUCUGGAAUAGAAAAUUCUCUGUCUGUAAUGGAAAGAGAUAAAACAAUAAAAGCAGGUAAAAUGAAAUAAAUUCAGAGCUGAGAGUCACUAGUGAAGGCCAGUUUAGGAGAAGACUCUGUACUUAGAAAUUUACAGUCAUCUAAGCAUGUGUGUGAACAGAGGCUUUGGCAAAUAUGAAUUCUGCUGGCUUCAUAUAAAACCUUUCUUCCAUUGUUUCACUGUCAGUGUGUUUUAUGUAGGGAAAAAAAAUGUAGGUCUUAGAAUUUAUUCUCUUCUUCCUUCAUGAUUUUCUUCCAUUAAUAUUAGACUUAAUUAUUCCAAUUUAUUAUACUGGAGACUUACUGCUUCAUUUAAAAAGUUGAAUGGAUUAUUAGCUUCUUAAUAAACAAUAGCAUUUACUAUCUACUGAUGAGGACUCAAAUCAGUUAAUUUAUUACUGCAUGUCUGUUUUAUUGACGAAAUGGAACAAAAACUAUUACCUACCAGAAACUGAACUUGUUGACGAUGUUCCUAGGAAUGUGGACAUUGAAGGUGGCCUGUGUGAGGUCCUGGCUGUGAAGUCAUAUGGAGCAGAAGAUGUGAGGCUUUUUAUUUGGUGACUCAGGAAGCCUGUAAGCCUCUUUAGAAGACUUGGCAUCUAAGCUCAUCCUUCGAGAAUAUGCAUGUUGUCAACAGAUGAAAGAGGUGAAGGAAACAUUAAAAAGGAGGCCCAGAAGAUUAAUAAUGGCUCCAGCCAGGCAGAUGGCACACUCAAGCCAGUGGAUGAAAAGGAGGAGGCGGUGGCAGCCGAGGUCGGCUGGAUGACCUCCGUGAAGGACUGGGCGGGGGUGAUGAUAUCUGCCCAGACACUGACUGGCAGAGUCCUGGUUGUCUUAGUCUUUGCUCUCAGCAUUGGUGCACUUGUAAUAUACUUCAUAGAUUCUUCAAACCCAAUAGAAUCCUGCCAGAAUUUCUACAAAGAUUUCACAUUACAGAUCGACAUGGCUUUCAACGUGUUCUUCCUUCUCUACUUUGGCUUGCGGUUUAUUGCAGCCAAUGAUAAGCUGUGGUUCUGGCUGGAAGUGAACUCUGUAGUUGAUUUCUUCACAGUCCCUCCAGUGUUUGUGUCUGUGUACUUAAACAGAAGUUGGCUUGGUUUGAGAUUUUUAAGAGCUCUCAGACUGAUACAGUUUUCAGAAAUUUUGCAGUUUCUGAAUAUCCUUAAAACAAGUAAUUCCAUCAAGCUGGUGAACCUGCUCUCCAUAUUUAUCAGCACGUGGCUCACAGCAGCUGGGUUCAUCCAUUUGGUGGAGAAUUCAGGGGAUCCAUGGGAAAACUUCCAGAACAACCAGGCUCUAACGUACUGGGAAUGUGUCUACUUGCUCAUGGUCACCAUGUCCACUGUUGGUUAUGGGGACGUUUAUGCAAAAACCACACUUGGGCGCCUCUUCAUGGUCUUCUUCAUCCUCGGGGGACUGGCCAUGUUUGCCAGCUACGUCCCUGAAAUCAUAGAGUUAAUAGGAAACCGCAAGAAAUACGGGGGCUCCUAUAGUGCGGUUAGUGGAAGAAAGCACAUAGUGGUCUGUGGACACAUCACACUGGAGAGUGUUUCCAACUUCCUGAAGGACUUUCUGCACAAGGAUCGGGAUGAUGUCAAUGUGGAGAUCGUCUUUCUUCACAACAUUUCCCCUAACCUGGAACUUGAAGCUCUGUUCAAACGACAUUUUACUCAGGUGGAAUUUUAUCAGGGUUCAGUCCUCAAUCCACAUGAUCUUGCCAGAGUCAAGAUAGAGUCAGCAGAUGCGUGCCUAAUCCUUGCCAAUAAGUACUGCGCUGACCCUGAUGCUGAGGAUGCCUCCAACAUCAUGAGAGUCAUCUCCAUAAAGAACUACCAUCCGAAGAUAAGAAUCAUCACCCAGAUGCUACAGUAUCACAACAAGGCCCAUCUGCUAAACAUCCCAAGCUGGAAUUGGAAAGAGGGUGAUGAUGCAAUCUGCCUCGCAGAGCUGAAGCUGGGCUUCAUAGCCCAGAGCUGCCUGGCCCAAGGUCUCUCCACCAUGCUCGCCAACCUCUUCUCCAUGAGGUCAUUCAUAAAGAUUGAGGAAGACACCUGGCAGAAAUACUAUUUGGAAGGAGUCUCAAAUGAAAUGUACACAGAAUAUCUCUCCAGUGCCUUUGUGGGUCUGUCCUUCCCUACUGUUUGUGAGCUGUGUUUUGUGAAGCUCAAGCUCCUAAUGAUAGCCAUUGAGUACAAGUCUGCCAACCGAGAGAGCCGUAUAUUAAUUAACCCUGGAAACCAUCUUAAGAUACAAGAAGGUACUUUAGGAUUUUUCAUCGCAAGUGAUGCCAAAGAAGUUAAAAGGGCAUUUUUUUACUGCAAAGCCUGUCAUGAUGACAUCACAGAUCCCAAAAGAAUAAAAAAAUGCGGCUGCAAACGGCUUGAAGAUGAGCAGCCAUCAACGCUGUCACCAAAAAAAAAGCAACGAAACGGAGGCAUGCGGAACUCGCCGAGCUCCUCGCCCAAGCUGACGAGGCAUGACCCCUUGUUAAUUCCCGGCAAUGAUCAGAUUGACAACAUGGACUCCAACGUGAAGAAGUACGACUCCACAGGGAUGUUUCACUGGUGUGCUCCAAAGGAGAUAGAGAAGGUCAUCCUGACCCGAAGUGAAGCCGCCAUGACCGUCCUGAGUGGCCACGUGGUGGUUUGUAUCUUUGGCGAUGUGAGCUCAGCCCUGAUUGGCCUCCGGAACCUGGUGAUGCCACUCCGUGCCAGCAACUUUCAUUACCACGAGCUCAAGCACAUCGUAUUUGUGGGCUCCAUUGAGUACCUCAAGCGAGAAUGGGAGACACUUCAUAACUUCCCCAAAGUGUCCAUAUUGCCGGGUACGCCAUUAAGUCGGGCUGAUUUAAGAGCCGUCAACAUCAACCUCUGUGACAUGUGCGUUAUCCUGUCAGCCAAUCAGAAUAAUAUUGAUGAUACUUCGCUGCAGGACAAGGAAUGCAUCUUGGCGUCACUCAACAUCAAAUCUAUGCAGUUUGAUGACAGCAUCGGGGUCUUGCAGGCUAAUUCCCAAGGGUUUACACCUCCAGGAAUGGACAGAACUUCUCCAGAUAAUAGCCCUGUGCACGGGAUGAUACGCCAGCCGUCCAUCACAACCGGGGUCAACAUCCCCAUCAUCACAGAACUAGUGAAUGAUACUAAUGUUCAGUUUUUGGACCAAGAUGACGAUGAUGACCCCGACACAGAACUGUACCUCACACAGCCAUUUGCAUGUGGGACAGCAUUUGCCGUCAGUGUCCUGGACUCACUUAUGAGUGCGACGUACUUCAAUGACAAUAUCCUCACUCUGAUACGGACCCUGGUGACGGGAGGAGCCACGCCAGAGCUUGAGGCUCUGAUUGCGGAGGAGAAUGCGCUUCGAGGGGGCUACAGCACGCCCCAGACGCUGGCCAACAGGGACCGCUGCCGCGUGGCCCAGCUAGCACUGCUGGAUGGCCCCUUUGCAGACUUGGGGGAUGGUGGUUGUUAUGGUGAUCUGUUCUGCAAAGCUCUGAAAACAUAUAACAUGCUUUGUUUUGGAAUUUACCGGCUGAGAGAUGCUCACCUCAGCACCCCCAGCCAGUGCACAAAGAGGUACGUCAUCACCAAUCCCCCCUACGAGUUUGAGCUCGUGCCGACGGACCUGAUCUUCUGCUUAAUGCAGUUUGACCACAACGCCGGCCAGUCUCGGGCCAGCCUCUCCCAUUCCUCCCACUCGUCUCAGUCCUCCAGCAAGAAGAGCUCCUCCGUUCACUCCAUCCCGUCCACGGCAAACCGACAGAACCGGCCCAAGUCCCGGGAGUCCCGAGACAAACAGAACGCAAUGAGGCUGUGCUGCUGCUACUGCUAGAUCCCUUAGAGUUUGUCUUGGUGUUCUUGGGUUUGGGGUUGGGUCAUUUGGGGGAACUUCUCUCCAUCUGGCUUGCCUUUAAAUCUGCACGUGGCCUUCCUGCCCACCUUGGUACCUUGCUCCAAGUCCAAAAGCAUUUUCCCAUCAAGAAACCCAGCUUCCUCCACUUCCCCCCAUUACCACCACCCCAACCAGUGCCCCAUCAGUCUGUCCACAUCUCUGUGUUUAUUUUGGCAAGAUCUACUAAAUCGAGUAAUGAUGCCAGGUGAUAAACUUUUCUGGAGAACGUUGACAGCUAUUCUAUUUGGCAAACCUGCUUCUCAGUUAAUAUUUUACCCUCCUUUUGAUUAAAACCAGGAGGGUUAUUAAUGGCAGAAGCAUUGGUCUCCUUUAUGUUUGAGCAGUAAGACCCCAAAUUAAAACUGUUCAGCCCACACCCAGUUAUCUGGGGGCGACGAAUCAGUCUCUAUCACCCAUGUUUCUCUUGCCACCUGCCUUUCAGACAUUUGUUGAAUCCCAACCAGAGAUUGGGCAGAUAGAAGUAAAUUCAAAAUGUGUUUUAUAUACAAUCUGUUAUCAGCUCUAUGAAUGAUAUUGUGGUGGGAAUGGAGUGGGAACAGACUGUGACAUGAGAUGAAAUUUCAGGAUUUUCCUCAGGCUUCAGGCACACAAAUGAGAGUUGACUUUACUUAGUACAUAUAUGAUAUAGUCAAUGUUUGAAAAGGUAUUAUUAUUUCUAUUUUAUUAGCCAAAACUGCUGUAUUAUAUACUUACCUCAGUAGAAUGAAGAGUCUCCUCCAGUGUUUUCGAUGUGACCUCAAACUAGCCAUUCCUUUCAGGUUCUUUUAGGAAGAAGGAAUAUACAAGUUUCUCAUUUUAUGUUUCACUCCUCCCUUCCCCAUCCAAAAAAAAAACCAAACAAACAAACAAAAAAAAAAAACCGCAAAGACAGACGUAGGUAAAGGUAGUGAGUAAAAGAGUUGAGGAGAAAGAAUGUACAUUUAAAAAGAAAACAGCUAGGAACUCGAUUAUCUGCACCAUUCUAGAAGAGAAGCAAUUUGUAAGCCAUUCAGUCCAAUUUGCUUUAGACUUUGAAAGAGGUGAAACUUGAGCACAUGGGUAGACCCAGUGAUGCCUCAGCCUCAGUAGUCAGAUAAUCAUGAAAUCAUCAACAUCCCUGAUGACUGCUGCCUAGGGUCCUUCCUGCCGCCAAUUCCAAUGGGCAGAGAAAACAGAGACCUUCUACAUACAGCUAAAUUUCUACUAUAAUUGGGAGCAAUUUAAAAUUCUGUUAUGAGUAUUAGAGGUUAUGACCCAGAACCUUACUCAGAAUAGGUGCUCAGUAAAUGCUUUAAAAUAAAUUGACCUUAAAGUAUUUUUAUACCUUCAAUCAUUGAAUACAUUCUCCUUACUUUUGGCUGAUCUUUAAAAUAAGUCACAACAAAUGUCUGUAGGUGCUUCACGAUGCAGCUGUGCUGUUGACAAUGUCUCUAGCCAGGUACACAGCCUCUGAGAAAGGGGGCAGUCCUGUAAGAUCAGUGAGCAGACAGAUGGACUAUGCCUCCUGCCAGCAUUGUCAAGAUCCCAGAUGACCAAAAACAAAAACAAACAAACAAACAAACAAACAAAAACCAACACUUUCACUGGCCCUUCUUCAGUUUGGGAAAAGCCUAAAGGUGUCUGCAUCCCAAUAGAGGCAAUUAAAUCAAUCUGUCAGGUUCCUAUAACAACAGGACCCUGACAGAGAGUUCAGAAGCUUUAGGACCUGUGGAAAUCAGGACAGGGGAAAAAUUAAUGCUUCAGUCAGCCCCUUUUCAGCCCAUCCCUACUUUGCCAUACAAUGAAGUUAGGAGAUGUUGUGGGUCCCUGUCCCUGUGUUAUCCUCAGGAGGUUGUACAGUCACUACAUAGGUAGGUGAGAGGGAUUAUCCCCAAUUACCCCAGAGGUUGGAGUGAAAAGUCUGCUCUCUGGUUGAUGUUGGCCAGACUGAGGGCCACAGAAGAGGGCCAGGAGGGGGCAGUUCCUUCUGUCCAGUGAAUGACAGCAUUAGACUUUGAGUUAAGAGACAGAUGGAGUCAUGAUGAACAUUUGCAAAGAAGUGAGAACAUUCCCUUAAUCAAACUGCUCUGUUUCUGGCAUAAAUGACUUCCAUUUUUAUGAAAUAGCCACACUUUGCCUGUGGAGCGGAAAGGAGGCAGCAUGUGUGGGUGGGGUCCACCAGAGACCCCAGGGUCUGCCAGCAGAGGGUGAAUGCUGUAUCUGGGAAAUGUGAAAUGUGAAACCACACAGUGCUGCCUUUGAGGGUUUCUGCUUCUUGUUAGUUCUUACUCUUCUCAACUGCUAUCUCUAUCCAAAUGGAAUCUUUUCGUUUCAAGCCUUUUCUUUCUAAACCUCAGCUUGUGGUGCAGAGAGAUGAGGGCCAAUUAUUCCAAAUGCCUUUGCUGUAUCAUCAUCUCCCCAUUAACGUGCUCUUCUCUGGGGAGUGGUUAUGUGAAAAGGCUAAAUCCCACAGCACUGACAAAUCACAGAACUAGUAAAGAGGCUCAGUUUGCACAGAGAAGCCCGAUUCUUUCUCUGCUUCUGGGAGCCAGCAGCUCAGUCAGCCCAGGUCUGGGAGCCCUCCCCACGAUAGCCCAUGCCUCCAGGAUCCCUAGUGGCUGAAGGAAGGCCUGAUGCUUAUUUGGGAACCUUUGAACUCAGUGAUGAAAGUAGCUGAAGGUAUGCAAAUGGGGUAGGACACCUGUCAAGCCAACAUUCAGAGACACAGGUACUCGAUGGGGGUAGUAGUGCUGAAAGCCCCAGACAGAACACUUGGUCACCCCUUCCUUCCUCACCUUCCACACCAACCAAAUCCUCUGUUAUCACUAUUGCCAAAUCCCCAUUCUUCAAGUCAGCACCUUGAUUUAUACAGCUCAGUUCUCCACCCCCAGCUUAUUUGCAAUCACACUAAAGGUACGGCCUGUGCUCACCUAGUCCUUCAGUCCUGACAGUACUCAUUAACAUGAACCUUGCAUUAGAAGCUAACCCCUUAGUGCUUGCCUUGGGCCAGGCACUCUUCUAAGCUCUUUACUUAUAUGAAUGCAUUCAAGUCCUCAGCACCACCUCAGAUGAGGAUGCUUUAGCAUCUCCAUUUGAAAGUUGCAGAAAGGACAGAUUCUUGUUCAAAAUUACCCCUCCAGGAAGUCGCACAGUGGAAUUUAAAACUAAAGUCUGUGAACUUUGCCACUAUGCUAAAAUGCCUGCUGAUAUUACUGAUAAUACUAAUAGUCUCAAUAUCUCACAUUUACAUUAAUGUUUUUGAACCUGUGGUAAGUCUUCAUGGCCACUAGUCCCUUUAAUCCAAACAAUGUUAGGCAGUUCCUAUCAUUAGCUUCAGUUUACAGAAAAGAAACUGAAGCUAAGCUAAAUUAUGUGAUGACUUGCAGCUAGCAUGUGAGACAAUCAUCCUGGCUCUUUGCCAUCUCCAUGGUCUCCACCACAGCUCACGGCAUGGCUGGUCCUUGGUAGGUGACAUCUCCAACGGCAGCCCUUUAACCAGCAUGUCUGCUGUUAUUGUCCAGCUCUUAGCUUGUUCCACUAGCCCAUUUGCCUCAGACUGUGAAAUCUCUCUCUCCUAACUCCACUAAUGUUGUGCAAAAGAAACUUCUGGCAGGCCACGCAUUGUACCUACAGUGAUGGCAUCGCGCAUCUCAUGCGCAAGAAGCUUACCAACAAAUGGGGCUAUUUUUCUCUGGCAGUGAGGAUGUCCUCAUAGCCAGAUCCAUUGUCCUUCUCACCUUAGGAAUGACAAUAAAGCUCCCCCAAAUCUUUCUGGCAUGUGGAGUGAGGGAGGGAGAAGAGAAAAAGUCAGGAUUUGGAUUUAUCCUGAAUCACUUUAGCACUUAUUUGAAUUCCUUCUUGACUACCCUUCCUUAUGCUGAUUUUGUAGCCACCCAUUGGCAAAAUUUCCUUUCUGGAAGGCAAGAUUCAAUAAAGAAAGGCAUCAUUGUCAUAACUGACACACUGUCCAUUGCAACCCAAUGGCUAGGAAUAGUUAAUGUGUGCAUUUCUUCAAAACCUUUUGGGAGAAUCUUCAUAAAAUACCUUUGUCUCCAGGCCUUUUGGUUAAAUGCUCUGAGCAUUAAUAUCUAUUUGCUGAACAUCCUCUCAAACCAAAUCUCCAAGAACACAUAUAUUUUACAAGCCACUCAAUUUUUUUUUUUUUUUUAAAACCUGUUUCUCUGGCAUAAUGAAAGCCUAAGCUCAUCACUAGGACAUGACUUCUUAUGUUGAACUGGAUGGCGAAAGCACAAGGGCUACUCUGCUUGGAUUUUUUUUUUUUUAUGGCAAGAAAUUUAAAAGGAAAGAGAAAGGACCUUAAAUGGGAAAAUAAUGCUCUCUUUCUUACAGACAGCAGAAGGAAAUUGAUAUUCUCUCUGCCUCGAAAGGUCAAAAUGCCAACUUUGAAUUGAACUGUAAAGACUAAAUUCUGAACAAUUAUUCUCUGCAGCAGUUGUAAAAAUUUCAGCAAAUUGCAGCUGUCUUAGGUCUUUCACCCAAAAGACCUACUCAUUUCCAUCAGCAGAGUUUACUCUCCCUUCCAACCUGGCAUGACCAACCUAGCACUAAAUCCCUUUGCAAAAUCAGCCCACAAAAUGGCAACGCCAAACCAAGGGCAGCUCAGGCAAAAGGCACAGAUGCGGGGUUCUGUUCUUCUGAAAAUCGUCUUUACACAAAACCAUUGGAAAAAGUCGUAGUUUAAAAUUGUUUCAGCGGCCUGGCAAUGCUUUUAAAACAUGAUAACCAUCAUACUUUACUCCUCUCUGAAAGGUUAGUUUAAUCGUAGAUCACAAAAAAUUGGUUUCCACAAAUGCAUAAUGGUUCAUCUAUGUCACACUUGAACUAAAUGGUUUUUUAAAUGGAGCUGAAAUUAUUUUGAUGUGUACACAGUCCCAGAUUUCUAUACAACCUUUUUUAACCAGCCCAUCAGGAACCUUGCCUCUAAAGCCUCAUUAAUAAUUCAGAUGUGCUGAUGACUUUAAAAGAUCUAUGGAAUUGAAGCUUAGGAAAAAAAAAAAAAACUCUGCUUGACAAAAAGAUAAAUGAAUGUAGAAAGAAGCUGUAGGAGUCUGGCAAGCUGUAGAUCAUCUCAGAACAGAUUGUAACUUUAUCAUUCUGUCAGGGGGAAUAAUUUAAAGCACUUAAUCAGUUAGCUUCACUGUGAGGAUGUAGCAUUAUGAAUUCCUAUCUUCCAAUCUGUUCAAAUCAAAGUGAACUUAAUUAUAAUAGGUGAGAGAGAGCCAGAGAGGAGAGAGAGGGUUGGAGAAUGAUCCAAGAGGCAGUAAGUGUCCUGGGGGGUAAACUGAGCAGCUGAACAAAGGGUAAUGAGUGAGCUUUCACCACACAUACCCUCAGACAGUGCAUUUGAAACAACAAGAGAAAGCAAGGACCAAGGGGAAACUAGCAGAAUGGUCACGAGCUGAUCAUAGGCAGUGAAUUUAUAGAUUAUUAGCCCAACAAGUGAAUACGUACACAUGCGUGCGUGCAUGCACACAAACACUCCUUGAUCAAGCCAGGUGAGCAGUUUUGGUUAACAAGUCAGUCCAGGGCCACUUAUAAGGCACUUAUGAAUUAUUUGAUGUAUAUAAAGAGAGACUUUGUCUCUAAAGCAGUGUGUAUGCUUGAGAGCAUUCAGCCCUUUUGCUUUUCUUUUCCCAAAGCCUCUAACACAAGCCAAAUGAUUCCUAACUUGGAAUGUCCUAUUCACUCAGUCUCUUCACAGCUAUGGUCUUCUCCCAGAAAAUGUAAGUCCUAAAAAGGGGUGGGGAAGAAGACCGUGUCUGGUUAACAGCACUGAACUGCUAAGGAUGCCAGGCCUUUUCCAUUCUCACCCCAGCCCCUCAGUGCCCUGACUCAGCAUUCUCUCUGUCCACUGCUUUUGCAUUUAGGGUGGAAAUGAAAUGCCAACACCUCAUCGAGCUCCCUUGUCGACAGCUUGGGUUAUUAUAUCGGUUAAGAUAUUGCCACCAGGAAUUCUUUUCAUAACUCUAUACCAACACAGAGUUUUCUUUCUUGAAAUAAAACCCAUCUCAAAAUCCUCUUCAAGCAGGAGUUGCUAUUUUGAUUUUCACUCCCGUUGGCCAGCAAAAUCUGUGGGCUUAAUUUAAAACACUCAAAACUGACUGCAAAAGAAACAGAAAAGAGAGAUAGUUGAGAUAAACUCUCAAGUAGGCUUGUUACAGGCAAAGCCAAGUAAAAGCUAGAAGGAGGAGAUCCUGAAUAACAUUCACGAUCACUCACUGUGUGGCAGGGACAAUGUCCCCAUGUUUCAGUCAAAUCAGUGGAUGCACAAAUCUCUCCUCAGGUGAAUGUCUAGACUCAUUGUUUGAUAUAUUCAGCGUCUCUUCCCCACCAAAGCUUUUCAGACCACUAAAGGAACUUGCCAGAGUUCAUCUCCCAACCCUUCCUUAUACUCUGAGGUCCAUCCAUGGUGCCUCCAAAUCCUAAAGGCCCAUUGGUUCAUCACUUGCUACAGGCGACAGAGGUAUGUUUCAGAUCCUGGGGUUCUCUCUCCUGCACUGUCUCUCUUAGCAAUUACUCACUGUCAGCUUCUAUUGAUUAACUUUUUGCAUUUUUCAAUGAUCUUUCCAAUGCCUUUACCCUAGCACUAAUUAAGCUUCUCAUUUCUCCUUCUUGUUCUCUAUCCAUUUUGCC
Messenger RNA from Talpa occidentalis (Iberian mole), 17596 nucleotides. It is a transcript of the gene KCNMA1, whose product is annotated as potassium calcium-activated channel subfamily M alpha 1. The transcript has 28 exons. Bases 7697 to 10903 code for a protein of 1068 amino acids. The record is from RefSeq and is a predicted model, not a curated record. Gene Ontology annotation, cellular component: postsynaptic membrane. Gene Ontology annotation, molecular function: large conductance calcium-activated potassium channel activity. Gene Ontology annotation, biological process: potassium ion transport; transmembrane transport. NCBI's taxonomy places the organism in Eukaryota, Metazoa, Chordata, Mammalia, Eulipotyphla, Talpidae.